AUGCCGGCAUCGCCCGUGCUGCCUUCGCGGCUGCAGUCGACACUCUCGACGCUGCUCUUGCUCGGCCUCUCGCUCCUCCUCGCGCCCGCCUCUUUCGCCGUCGCCGCCUUCUUCUCCCUCACCCACCCUUCUUCCACCUCGCGCAGCAAGCGGCAGCAUCGAGGACGGGCCAUCCAAGGCCGACGCCCAAAGACCGUGCUGAUCAAUGGCGCGCGCAUGCAAAAGUCGCUCGCCGCCUGUCGCGCCUUUGGGCGCCAGGGCUGGAGGGUCGUACUGGUCGAGGAGCGCGGCUGGGGCAAUCUCGCCUCGGCCCGCUUCUCCAACUCGGUCUCGGCAUUCCACCUCAUCGCCCCUUCCUCGCUGCCUGCCAGGGACGGCGGAAAGCGGACGCCCUACAUCGAGGCGCUCCUCGAUGUCGCCAGGCGCGAGGACGUCGACCUCUUCUUCCCCUGCUCCGGUGCAGGGUCGACGGGGCAGGACGCCGAAUUCGCCGACCUCCUCCUCACCGAGACCGGCGGCAAGGUGCGAAGCAUCAUCCAGUCGCCCGAGCUCGUCGAGACACUUCACGAAAAGGACAAGUUCAUCACGCUCCUCGACCAGCUCGAGCUGCCCGCGCCGCGCUCCGACAUCGUCUACUCGGUCAAAGAGGCACUCGACACGCUGCGCCAGCCGGGCUACCCGCUGUGCAUCCUCAAGUGCGCCGCCGAGCUCGACGACGUCGGACGCGCCGACCUUACGACCUACCCGCUCACCGACGCCAAGUCCGGCCGAGCCGACUGGGCGGCCACGGAGCGCCGCUUGAGCAACCUGCCCAUCCCGCUGUGCGACCAAACGCCCUACAUCCUGCAGGAGUUCAUCGGCGACCGCGACCCGGCGCAGCGGGCCAGCGAGUGGUGCACUCACGCCACCGUCAUCGACGGAGAGAUGACGGCUUUCGUGUGCUGCCCCAGCAACGACAUGCUCAUGACCUACCACCCCGCCGGCAACACCCACAUCGGCCGUCUGGCCCUCGAGUGGACCCACUCGUUCCUCGAACGCCUGCGCGCCCUCUCGGAACGGGAUGGGUCCGAGUGGCCCCGACACCGCCUGCUGGGCAGGGACGCGCCCGAGCAGGCCGGCAUCACGGGCGCCUUCUCGAUGGAUUUCAUCUACCAGCCCGCCACGGCUGACGGCAGCUCGCCCGAGCGGCUGGUCGCCAUCGAGUGCAACCCGCGCGUCCACACGGCCAUCUGCCUCUUGUCCGGGUACAGCCACCUCGCCGAUGCCCUAACCCCGUCGAGCCUGCGCAGCUCCGAGGUCGUCCACCGCUUCCCGGUAAUGGAGCAGGCACCUGCCCGCGACGUCGAUUUGUUCGCAUCGUCGUCAUCGCCCCGUCGACCUGCUGGCCUGGGCGAGCGCUUCGGACGAGCCAAGAACCUCAUCCAGCUGGCGUACGCGGAUCGCUCCAAUCUGUCCAAGAGCUGGAUCGGCCACGACCUGCCCGCGCGCAUCCUCCCCGCCCUGUUGCCGCGCUGGGUCGACAGUCUGACGAGCCGGGUCCACCCGCUGUGGCGUCCCUACGCCGCGCUCGCCCUCAAGGACCAGAAGUCGCUCGUCGCCAUCCCCGCCGCGGCCGAAGACGGCGAGCCGACCAAGGCCCCGCGCAGCACCGUCUUUGACCUCGACAUGCCCGCCGUCAUCCCGCCCCUGACGGACCCCAGCUUCGCAAAGGACGACCCGUGGCCCUACUUUGCCCUCUACCACCUCCAGUGGCCCCAGCUCCUCCUCUGGCAGCUCCUCGUGCGGCGCAACAAGUGGAGCAGGAUCAACGUCAGCACCGCUCGCAUCUUUGAGUGCUGA
Messenger RNA from Pseudozyma flocculosa PF-1, 1839 nucleotides. RefSeq lists its product as uncharacterized. The record is from RefSeq and is a predicted model, not a curated record. Lineage: Eukaryota; Fungi; Basidiomycota; Ustilaginomycetes; Ustilaginales; Ustilaginaceae. The transcript has a single exon. Bases 1 to 1839 code for a protein of 612 amino acids.